Rodentolepis nana is the source of this 276-nucleotide messenger RNA. NCBI's taxonomy places the organism in Eukaryota, Metazoa, Platyhelminthes, Cestoda, Cyclophyllidea, Hymenolepididae. The record is from the annotation of a GenBank genome assembly.
AUGCUUCCAGAGGAGAAAUUGCAAUCAAUUAUGCGGAAUGAGUUCUGUGAUGAGGAUGCGGCGGGUUGGCGAUCGUCAUGGUUGAUGAGCUAUGCAGAGUACUAUAAAAAUCGUGGUGUGGUGCGAUCCAAGGGCUACACCCUCUUUGCUGAACGUAAUCUCCCCCAUAUUGAUAGCAAAGAGAUCAAUGGAAGGAAUGGUGGUGCAAAUAGUAUUGCUGUAACCAAUAGAAAUUCGUCACCCCAUCCUGCUAUGGCGGCUGUUGGUGACAAUUGA